Ruditapes philippinarum (Manila clam) is the source of this 983-nucleotide messenger RNA. RefSeq names its product degenerin mec-10-like. Gene Ontology annotation, biological process: sodium ion transmembrane transport. The coding region runs from base 9 to 671 and encodes 220 amino acids. Gene Ontology annotation, cellular component: membrane. Lineage: Eukaryota; Metazoa; Mollusca; Bivalvia; Venerida; Veneridae. Gene Ontology annotation, molecular function: ligand-gated sodium channel activity. The record is from RefSeq and is a predicted model, not a curated record. The transcript is spliced from 5 exons.
UAAAGUGUAUGGCAAAAUUAAAACAAGACUUUGUUGAAAAUGAAGUUGUAUGUACAUGUUUCAAUCCUUGCAGCGAAGUUCAAUAUGUCAAAAGUGUUAGUCAGAGACAGUGGCCAGACGACGAGUAUGCGAUGAUAUUACUGCAAGGAAUCUGCGACAAAGACCCGGAUGAAUGCGUAUUAUUGAGAACAUUUGUUGAUGAUCCAGUCAAAAUGAAUAAAAACUUCUUGAAGCUUAAUAUAUAUUAUGAAGAUCUGAACUACGAGAAUCUCACAGAAGUUCCAGAAAUAGAGGUUCAGCAGUUUCUUUCUGACGUGGGCGGAGCUAUUGGUUUAUGGAUAGGUCUGUCAAUAUUGAGCCUUUGUGAACUUGUUCAACUAUUUGUUGAGUUAUGUGAUUAUGGUAUACAUAAAACAAUUAAGGAAAAAAGAAAAGGAAGAAGACAACGUCGAAAAGGUCAAAGAAACCUUGCCAAUGGUAUUUCCAAACAUCGAAAUGACUGGUCAGGGUACAAUUUUGACCCCGACACAAUAAUACCUCCAGUCGAUUUGCCAAAAAUACAGGGAACCGAUAGCUCUAAAGAAUAUUCGUACACCGGAAGUGACGUCAUGUAUGAACGCCCGCGUAGACAAAUUGAUAACAAACCACAGUACUCCUAUUUAAGGCACUGAUGAUAUGGUAUCUGAGUGUUCCACAUCUUUGUCAAUGAUAGUGUAGUUCUAUUUGAAUGCACAUCUGAAUAUACUUUUAUAGUUAAUUUGAAGGAAAAGUUGGAUCGUGUGUAUACAUUUUUAAAAAGGAAACAUAAAUCAAGUAUUAACAUUUUACACGUCAAAAUCUUAAAAGCCACUUUUGUUCUUAGUAAUAUAUGUUGUUAAUACAAUUUUGUACAUAAUCUUAUCUGAGCAAAUGGCAAAAUAUUUUAUCGUCAUACUACUUUUAAAUGUUACUUUGUUUUAUCUAUAAAUUGUUCUAUACCGAAA